AUGCACAUAUUCACGGCUGAACUGAAUCUGGUCAAGACAGAAGUGCAAGCAGUGGCUGCUAGAGUACAAGCCACUGAGGAAGACGUGCAGGACCUCAAUCAAGGGAUGACUACCCUGAAUUACUCUGUCCAGCAACUCGGAGCACUGCAUGCCUCAUUAUCCACAAGAGUGGAUCAGCUGGACGACAGAGGAAGGCAACGCAACAUCAAAAUCAGAGGGAUAGCAGAUUCGCUCACACCGGACGAAAUUCCCCACUUCAUACGGCGUUUAGCCGUAACCAUUCUGGACCUAUUGGCUCUCUCCUUGUGA
Molecule: messenger RNA, 309 nt
Organism: Pelobates cultripes (western spadefoot toad)
Lineage: Eukaryota; Metazoa; Chordata; Amphibia; Anura; Pelobatidae
Source: the annotation of a GenBank genome assembly